UACUAAGUCAAAAUAAAUACCCAAAUUUGUCACUCAGACGGACUCAGAAACACAGAAGAAAAAACAAAAAAUGGAGAAGAUAGAGCACAAGAUGGUAGAUGUAAAUGGCCUACAAAUGCAUGUAGCAGAAUUAGGCCAAGGUCCAAUAAUCCUCUUUAUCCAUGGUUUCCCUGAGCUCUGGUAUUCAUGGCGCCACCAAAUUCUCUACUUAGCUGAACGUGGCUAUCGUGCUGUGGCACCUGACCUAAGGGGUUAUGGAGAUACUACAGGUGCACCCAUUAAUGAUCAUACAAAAUUCAGUAUCUUUCACCUUGUGGGUGAUCUUAUAGCACUUAUUGAAGCCAUAGCUCCAAAUGAAGAUAAGGUGUUUGUUGUGGGUCAUGACUGGGGUGCUAUAAUUGCUUGGCAUUUGUGCCUUUUUAGGCCAGAUAAAGUUAAGGCUUUGGUUAAUUUGAGUGUCCAUUAUUUUCCAACGAACCCACAGAUGAAUACUGUUGAUGGACUUAGGGCUAUAUAUGGUGAUGAUCAUUAUGUCUGGAGAUUUCAGGUACCAGGAGAAAUUGAAGCUGAAUUUGCUCCAAUUGGUGUUAAGUCUGUUCUUAAGAAAUUUCUCAGAUUCCGCGACUCUGCACCAUUUUAUUUUCCUAAAGGCAAAGGCGUUGAGGCUAUCCCUGAUGCUCCAAUUGAGCUUUCAUCUUGGCUGACUGAGGAAGAUUUGGAUUACUAUAGCAGCAAGUUUGAGCAGACUGGCUUCACUGGUGGAGUUAACUAUUACCGAGCUUUUCCCAUAAACUGGGAACUCACAGCACCCUGGACAGGAGCUCAAGUUAAAGUUCCGGCCAAGUUUAUGGUCGGAGAAUUAGACUUGGUUUAUCACAUACCAGGUGCUAAAGAUUACAUACACAAUGGUGAGUUUAAGAAAGAUGUUCCAUUGUUGGAGGAAGUGGUGGUUUUAGAAGGUGCAGCUCACUUUGUUAACCAAGAAAGGCCAGAUGAGAUUAACAAGCAUAUAUUUGACUUCAUUCAAAAGUUUUAAACUUACUCCUUCCCUUUGUAUUUUCUGUUGUAAUAAAAUCUCUUUAAUGUUGCUCUUAUUGCUUGUAAAAUGUGAAACCUUAUUUCAGAGAAGUGACAUUUGGACUCCUUUUAAAUGGAAAAUAAAGGAGGAAUAAUUUAGACUUGA
Molecule: messenger RNA, 1183 nt
Organism: Nicotiana tabacum (common tobacco)
Lineage: Eukaryota; Viridiplantae; Streptophyta; Magnoliopsida; Solanales; Solanaceae
Product: epoxide hydrolase 2
Molecular function (GO): catalytic activity
Source: RefSeq, a predicted model, not a curated record